Molecule: messenger RNA, 3129 nt
Organism: Lizanozyma spartinae
Lineage: Eukaryota; Fungi; Ascomycota; Pichiomycetes; Serinales; Debaryomycetaceae
Exons: 2
Coding region: 1-3129 (1042 amino acids)
Biological process (GO): ribosome-associated ubiquitin-dependent protein catabolic process; rescue of stalled cytosolic ribosome
Cellular component (GO): RQC complex
Molecular function (GO): tRNA binding; ribosomal large subunit binding
Source: RefSeq, a predicted model, not a curated record
AUGAAGCAAAGAAUCACGGGACUUGAGUUGAAGAUCUUGACGUCGGAGUUAAACAACUCCAUCUUGAACUACAGAUUGCAAAACAUCUUCAACUUGGCCAACUCUUCAAGACAAUUCUUGUUGAAGUUUUCCAUACCUGACUCUAAGAAGUUUGUGGUUGUUGAUUGUGGGAAUAAGCUCCAUCUAUCCAAUUAUGACAGACAGACCACUCCCUCCCCCUCCAACUUUGUCACCAAGCUUAGAAAGCACUUGAAAACUAGACGGGUCACUGCCAUCAAACAAGUCCAAAAUGAUCGGGUGGUGGUCUUCCAAUUCAGCGAAGGGCUGUAUUAUCUUGUGAUGGAGUUCUUUAGUGCUGGGAACAUUCUUCUCUUAGACGAACAGAGAAAGAUUUUAUCUUUGCAGCGUCUUGUUAGUGAGAAGGAAAACAACGAUAGAUACGCCGUUAACGAAACAUAUAAUAUGUUUGACGAAUCGUUGUUCACUUCAGAUUUUGUUUACCAGCCUGCUAAGUAUACGACUGAGGAAGUGAAGUCGUGGAUUGCUAUUGAAAAUGAAAAAUUAUUGAAUAAAAUAACAGCUGAAUCAACCAAGAAGAAACAAAAGGUCCCCUCCAUUAAUAAAUUACUUUUUCUUCAUGCUAGUCACCUUUCUAGUGAGUUGAUCCUCAAAGAAUUGGAAGAAAAGGGUGUCAAUGGCUCUGGGAGUGCACUUGAAUUCCUUUCUGAUGAUGAAUCUUUGGUAAAAAUAGUUGAGGCAUUAACAUCAGCAGAGAUUACUUAUCAAGAUUUUCUUAAUACGGAUAAAGAAGUUGUGGGGGUAAUUGUUGCUAAAAAAAAUCCAAACUUUGACCCUCGUAACCAAACAGGUGCUUCUAGUGAUUCAUUAGAAUAUAUCUAUGAUGAAUUUCAUCCUUUUAAGCCUUUCAAGCGUGAUCCUCAAACUUACCAAUUUAUUGAUGUUCAAGGCUAUAAUAAUACCUUGGAUAAGUUCUUUGUUGAAGUUGAAUCCAGCAAGUAUUCAAUCAGAAUAGAACAAACAAGAUUACAAGCAGAAAAGCGGUUACAGCAUGCUAGAAAUGAAAAGGAAAAGCAAAUUCAAUCUUUGGCUGCUCAAAAGGAAGCCCAUACUAAAAAGGGUGAAACAUUGAUCCAUUUUGCUAAUGUGGUUGAAGACUGUAAAGCAUUUAUUCAAACCAUGUUGGACCAGCAAAUGGACUGGACAAAUAUGGAGAAAUAUAUUCAAUUAGAACAAUCAAAGGGCAAUAAAAUUGCCAAUACCAUUAAGCUACCAUUAAACUUGACCAGCAACAAGAUCACUUUGGCAUUACCAGAUAUCGAUGAGCUUGAUGACGAGAGUUAUUUGGAAGACGAUAAGGUAACCGAUUUGAAUUCUAGUGAUACUAGUGAACUGGAUUGGGAAUCAUCAUCUGAAAGUGAAGAAGAUUCUGAUGAUGAUGAAGAUGAUGAUGAGAAAAUAGUUAAAAGAAAGGGAAGGAAACAAACUCUGACAAGCAAAAGGAACACUCUUCCCCAUAAGAAACUAAUCUCUGUUGCCAUAGAUAUUGGACUUUCUGCCUUUGCAAAUGCAAGUACUUAUUUUGAUUCGAAGAAAUCUGCUGAAUCGAAGCAAGAUAAAGUGGAGAAGAAAACGUCUAUUGCAUUGAAAAAUGCUGAAAGAAAGAUUCAAAGUGAUCUUGCUCAAAAGUUAAAGUUUGAGCCUGAAGCAAUUAAACACAUUAGACCUAAAUUCUGGUUUGAGAAGUUUUAUUGGUUCAUUUCUAAUGAAGGCUAUCUCUGUAUUGCCGGAAGAGAUGACUCUCAAACAGAUAUGAUUUAUUACAGACAUUUGAACGAUAAUGAUUGUUUAGUGUCUUCAGAUGUCAUAGGCUCUCUCAAGGUGUUUGUGAAGAACCCUUAUUCCGGUCAGAAGGUUCCUCCAUCCACGUUAAUGCAAGCUGGAGUUUUUGCUUUAUCUGCUUCUGAUGCUUGGAGUAAUAAGAUUACAACAUCAGCCUGGGUUUUGGAAGUAAGUGAAAUUUCUAAAAGAGGGCAUGGAGGACAAUUUUUGCCAGAGGGUCAAUUCGAAUACAAAACUCAAAAGGAGUUUUUAGCACCCUCACAAGUUGUCAUGGGGUUUGGGUUAUACUGGCUUGUGGAUGAAGCUACCGCAGAAAAGUACAAGGCAACUCGUGAACAGAAACAGAAGGAUUUUAAGAUUGUAUCGGGCAACGUAAAGAAAGAACUUGAAGGAUUGCGAGUUGCGUAUUUGGAGAAGGAAAAGGAGAAGAGCACCCAUACCAAUGGUAAAUUUGAGGAAGUGAAGGAGACAUCUGAACCUGGCCAAGUAUUGAAGAAGAAGGAGGAGGAAGAAGUUGAAGCUGAGUCUACAGUGACUUCUGAUAACGAAAGUGUGUCAGACUCUGUGGUUCAACUUCAAAAAGCCAAAGUUAGAGGAAAAAAGGGCAAGAUGAAAAAGAUUGCCCAAAAAUAUGCUGAUCAAGAUGAUGAAGAACGAGUACUUCGUAUGGAUGCAUUGGGCACAUUGAAACAGAAACAACAAAUUGAAGCUGAUAAUGAAGCCAGAAUCAAGAAGGAAGAAAACUCAAAGAAGCUGCAAAUUAUCAAUGCUCAAUUGGCUGCUGAAAGGCGCAAGAAACAAUCCGAAAGAGAAUUCAAUAAAUAUUUACUGGGUACAACGGAUGAGGAUGAAGAGGAAUCAGGAAUAGAGAAUUAUUUGGAGAUUAUGGAUUACAUGGUAUCCAAGCCUCAACCUACAGACAAUGUUUAUGCUCUUGUGCCUGUGUUUGGGCCAUGGCAGGCGUUCCAAAAGUUCAAGUACAAAGUCAAAUUCCAACCUGGAACUGGCAAGAAAGGUAAGGCAAUGAGUGAUGCCUUGCAUUGGCUUACGUCUCGGAAAAUGGAUCUUACAGGAACAGAUACGGACAUAGAUUGGCAAAAUGAACGGGACAUUUUACUGUCUACCAAACACCUUGAUCUUAUUGGAUGUUUUACCGUGAACAAAGUUAAGCUCGUAUUACCGAAUGGAAACGAAUCGGUGAAUAAGAGCAAAGGACAAUCGUUGGGUAAGAACGGUAGUAAGAAAGGUGGUAAAAAGGGCAAAAAGUAG